AUGACCAUGGCGACUAUGCACACAUUCUUCAAGUCCCCCUUCUUUAACUUUGAGUACCUUCGACUCCUGGCCAUGGCGCCACACGAAGGUGCUGAGAUAGGAGAGGCACUCGAAGCAGCCGCCAAGAUUAAGGAUCUAGAUCCAGAAUCAUGGUUCAGCGCCUUCCUUGACGCCGGCAACAAAGCUGAAAAAAUCGCCAAGGAGGCCGAGCAAGUAGGCGACCGCGUAGCCGCGCGCCGGGCCUACCUGAGGUCAUCUAACUACAUCCGCGCGGCACAGUUCAUGCUUAAUGAAGGUCCUAUUGGGCAAGACCAGCGCGUUCUUCCCAACAUUAAGCGUGCAAUUGCGAAUUUUCGAAAGGGAGUCCAGUACCGCGAUGGAAAGACAUUCUUUCUAGAGAUCCCGUACGAAAAUGGGAUCAAUUUGCCCGGCUAUCUUUACUUGCCAGAGGCUUCCAAGCGCAUUCCUGGCCGCAAAAUUCCUAUUUUGCUGAACUCUGGUGGAGGCGAUUCCACACAGGAAGAGAUUUACUUCGUAAACCCGGCGUUUGGGCCAGAAGUAGGGUAUGCAGUCGUCACGUUUGAAGGACCGGGUCAGGGAAUUGUCCUCCGCCGCGACAAGCUGCCGAUGCGCCCGGACUGGGAAGUAGUCACAGGUGCGGUCCUGGACCACCUGUUUGAUUUCGCAGCCAGCCAUCCAGAGCUUGAGCUCGACCUUGAUCACAUUGCUGUUACCGGUGCAUCUAUGGGUGGCUAUUUUGCACUGCGUGCAGCCGCAGACAAACGUAUCAAGGCGUGUGUUAGUGUCGACGGAUUCUACAGUUUGGCAAGCUUCGUUGGCGGCAGAAUGCCGGGGCCUCUCUUCAACGGCUUCAUGAACGGCUGGCUGUCCGACGGUGUAUUCAACACUAUCCUGCGGUUUCUGCAGCGACUGGACUUCCAGGCGCGUUGGGAGUUCAAUCAUCUAAAGUGGGCAACAGGUACUACAACUGAAGCCGACAUCAUGCGGAGUUUCGGCGACUACACACUCCUCAACCCAGACGGUACCGAGUAUCUAGCCGAUGUGAAGUGUCCCACGCUGGUAACCGGGGCAGGGGCAAGCUGGUACUUUGAUCCGGUGACUACAACAGACAAGAUCUACGACUGCCUUACGAGUCUUAAACCUGGCGUGGACAAGGAAAAGUGGAUCGCUCAUGAUAUAGCCUAUGGAGGGCUCCAGGCCAAAAUCGGUGCUUUCGGCUACUCGGCGCAGAGAACCUUUCAGUGGCUAGACGCCAGAUUCGGGAUUGAGAGAACCGCCGGGGAGGCGACACCUAAAAACGGGAAUGAGUUGAGUGAAAUUUCGUGUUGA
Messenger RNA from Aspergillus tanneri, 1350 nucleotides. It is a transcript of the gene psoB, whose product is annotated as hydrolase psoB. Bases 1 to 1350 code for a protein of 449 amino acids. NCBI's taxonomy places the organism in Eukaryota, Fungi, Ascomycota, Eurotiomycetes, Eurotiales, Aspergillaceae. The record is from RefSeq and is a predicted model, not a curated record. The transcript has a single exon.